Phragmites australis (common reed) is the source of this 1413-nucleotide messenger RNA. RefSeq names its product expansin-A5-like. Gene Ontology annotation, cellular component: extracellular region. Gene Ontology annotation, biological process: plant-type cell wall organization. Lineage: Eukaryota; Viridiplantae; Streptophyta; Magnoliopsida; Poales; Poaceae. The record is from RefSeq and is a predicted model, not a curated record. Bases 137 to 994 code for a protein of 285 amino acids. The transcript is spliced from 3 exons.
CCAGAUCGGCCGCCGCCCCCACCCCCCUCUAUUUAUCCCCGCCCUAACGCAUGAUGCCCACCACGCGCCGCACCACACUCACUUCCAUCCACGCCGCACCGUUCCCCUCGCGCGCGUUCCACCGCACCCCACUUCAAUGGCGCUUCGCCGAGCCGUCCUCGCGGUCCUCCUCGCCGCGCUGCUGCCGCACGCGCUCUCACGCGGGCUGGGGCUUGGUCACGCUCACCCGCAUGCUCUUAAACGCGGGCCUGGGCUUGGUCACGCUCACCCGAACGCGCACGGGCACGCACCGCUCGGAGGCGGCGCGUGGUCCUCAGCCCACGCCACCUUCUACGGCGGCGGCGACGCGUCCGGCACCAUGGGGGGGGCGUGUGGGUACGGGAACCUGUACAGCCAGGGGUACGGCGCCAACACUGCGGCGCUGAGCACGGCGCUCUUCAACAAUGGCCUCAGCUGCGGUGCCUGCUUCGAGGUGCGGUGCGACGCGGCCGGCGGCGGCAGUCACUCGUGCCUGCCCGGCUCCGUCGUGGUGACAGCAACCAACUUCUGCCCCCCCAACAACGCGCUCCCCUCCGACGACGGCGGCUGGUGCAACCCGCCGCGCGCCCACUUCGACAUGUCCCAACCCGUCUUCCAGCGCAUCGCGCUCUACAAGGCCGGAAUUGUCCCCGUGUCCUACCGCAGGGUGGCGUGCAACAAGAAGGGUGGCAUCCGGUUCACCAUCAACGGCCACUCCUACUUCAACCUUGUGCUCGUUACCAACGUGGGCGGCCCUGGCGACGUGCACGCGGUGGCCGUGAAGUCCGAGCGCUCAGCGGCGUGGCAGGCCAUGUCGCGCAACUGGGGCCAGAACUGGCAGAACAACGCGCUCCUGGACGGGCAGGCGCUCUCCUUCCGCGUCACCGCGGGUGACGGCCGCUCCGUCGUCUCCACCAAUGCUGCCCCCCGUGGCUGGUGCUUUGGCCAGACUUUCAGCGGGGCUCAGUUCACCUGAGCAACUCCCUUGCCGAGGCGUCGACGCAGCAGCAGCAGCAGCUGUAGUACUAGUCAAUGGUCGUAGUAGUUGUCCCACCCAAUUGGAGCUUGCCGAGUGGCGCCAUGGUUUUAUGAAUGGUGCUUCUCGCAUUAGUUCUUGGGAAUUACCAGUAGUUAGUCGCAGUGUGAGCAUGGGUUAGCGCUGGUGUUAGCCUAGUGUUCCUUGGCGUUUGAGAGUGUUUUGGCUAGGGAAUUGGAAGCGGUGGUAAAGGCUGCCUUGAAGAUUAAGGGAGGCCGCCUUGUAUCACCCGCCAAUCAGCGUUUGGGUUUUGGCCUCGCGGUGAUGGCCUGUCUUGAGAUGAUGUUUUGUGUGGUAAUCGUGUUGGUUGUAAUGAACCUUAUCAACUCAUCUUAUGGAACGGUUUAAUUUGUGUUGGA